Messenger RNA from Mustela erminea (ermine), 2760 nucleotides. RefSeq names its product phospholipase C zeta 1 (gene PLCZ1). Bases 1009 to 2712 code for a protein of 567 amino acids. The transcript has 12 exons. The record is from RefSeq and is a predicted model, not a curated record. Gene Ontology annotation, molecular function: calcium ion binding; phosphatidylinositol-4,5-bisphosphate phospholipase C activity. Lineage: Eukaryota; Metazoa; Chordata; Mammalia; Carnivora; Mustelidae. Gene Ontology annotation, biological process: positive regulation of cytosolic calcium ion concentration involved in egg activation; lipid metabolic process; intracellular signal transduction. Gene Ontology annotation, cellular component: nucleus.
AAAGAACUAUGGGAUUUCCCUCAUUAUAGCUCAUCAGUCAGUCACUGGUUGAGAAUGAUGUCUGAGAGCCUCAGUGUGAAAUCCAAGGGCCUCUAGGAUGUAGUUUUGGCUUCACCCUUAUCACUCACUGCAGCUUCACUAACAUCUUCUUUAAUCACACUCCUGUUUUGUGCUUUCAUGUGUUUAUUUGCUCUGAUCCCAACUAUUAGAAUAACCCUUUUCCUCCUCACUUUCAGGCAACCAUUCUUUCUUCUCAAUGAAAGUUCAGCUCCAGGAUUGUCUCUUCUAUAAAGACCCUCUUUUGUCUCCAAGAAGAAUUGCCCAACUUCCUUUUCCUGUUGUGUAUAAAGUUUCCAUUGUAAUACUUUCAUGUCAGCUUUCCUUUUCUAGAAUAUGAGCGUACAGAGGCACUGAUAAGGUGUUGCCUUUACAUCUUUAGUAUCCAAUUUUAUUUCUGAUCCACAUAUUUAGUUAGGAAGAAAGGGAAGAUAGAAGAUAGAGUUUCUAAGCGGUUUAAAUUAGUAUGUCAGAGUUUGGGGGAAAAGGUGGCAGGUCAUACGAUUUCCUGUGAUAAAUUUUGAAUACUCUGUUUUUAGUGUAAUUUCGGAGACAAAUUUGAAACACCUCAUCUUAAUUUAAAAGUGAAUUCUGUGUUUUGAUAGCUCAACUUUCUUGUGAGGUCAUUUAUUUUAAGUGACACCUCAUCUUUUUACUAGCAAACUGAGCAAGGGAAAAUGGUAACAUGAAAAGCUUUAAUCCUGUUUUCUGAAAGUGUACUGUCAGAAUAUCAAUAGAAUCAAUUUAAUAUGUUCUUUUAUACUCAUGUUUUCAAUCAUUCAUUCAAACAUGGUCACUAAUGUGUUAUGCUAGGGGAGGUCCAGUACUAAACAUUGGCAAUAAAAAGGAUAAAAUACCUACUUUCACGGUGUUCAUGGUCUUAAGUAGGCUAAUGACAGGCUGAAACAAGGAAGAAUCACCAUAGAAGAAUUUAGAUCAAUUUAUCGAAUUAUGGCACACAGAGAAGAAAUUAUUGAGAUUUUCAACACAUAUUCUGAAAACCAGAAAUUUCUUUUCGAGAAAAAUCUGCUUCAAUUUUUGAUACAAGAACAGUAUGCACUUGACAUGACCAAAAAUACUGCUUUUGAGAUCAUUCAAAAAUAUGAGCCUAUUGAAGAAGUUAAGAGAGCACACCAGAUGUCAUUUGAAGGUUUUAUAAGAUACAUGGGUUCACCUGAAUGUCUAAUAUUUAAAACUGAUUGUGGAAAAGUUUAUCAAGAUAUGAAUCAUCCAUUAAAUGAUUAUUUUAUUUCAAGUUCACAUAAUACAUACUUGGUAUCCGACCAGUUACUGGGACCAAGUGACCUUUGGGGAUAUAUAAGUGCUCUUGUGAAAGGAUGCCGUUGUCUGGAAAUUGACUGCUGGGAUGGAUCACGAAAUGAGCCUGUUGUUUACCACGGUUACACACUCACCAGCAAGCUUCUGUUUAAAACUGUUAUCCAAGCAAUAGAGAAAUUUGCAUUCCUAACAUCUGACUACCCCGUGGUGCUCUCUUUAGAAAACCACUGCUCCCCUCCCCAACAAGAAGUGAUGGCAGACAUUUUGCAGUGUGUUUUUGGAGAUUCCUUGCUUUCUGAUAUGCUUGAUGAUUUUCCAGACAGACUACCUUCACCAGAGGUAUUAAAAUUCAAAAUACUAGUUAGAAACAAGAAAAUAGGAUCCUUAAUGGAAACUCGUGCAAGAAAAGGUUCUGAUAAACAUGGUCAGGUAGCAGAAUAUGAAGAGAUAGAUCAAGAUGUGGAUGGUGAAGUCAAAGAAUCAAAAUCAUUGGCUGUUUUAGAAGACAAUUCAGAAGAGAAAUCAGACACAAUAAAUGUAGCUGGAUUACCACUUUUCAAGAGAAAGAGGGUAAAAGUGGCUAUGGCCCUAUCUGAUCUUGUCAUUUAUACCAAAGCUGAGAAGUUUAGAAGCUUUCAAUAUUCAAGACUCUAUCAGCAAUUUAAUGAAAGUAAUUCUAUUGGGGAGUCAGAAGCCAGAAAACUUUUAAAGUUGAAAGCCCACGAGUUUAUUCUUCACACCAGGAUGUUCAUUACCAGAAUUUAUCCCAAAGCAAUGAGAGCAGACUCCUCUAAUUUUAAUCCUCAAGAAUUUUGGAAUAUAGGUUGUCAAAUGGUGGCCUUAAAUUUCCAGACCCCUGGUCUGCCUAUGGAUCUUCAAAUUGGGAAAUUUUUGGAUAACGGUGGUUCUGGAUAUAUUUUGAAACCACAUUUCCUAAGAGAUAUUGAAACACAGUUUGAUCCAAACGAAACACCAAGAGACACUGAUCCAGUUACACUUACAAUAAGGCUUAUCAGUGGUAUCCAGUUACCUCCCAGUAACAAUUCAUCAUCUAACAAAGCUAACACACUAGUGAUUCUAGAAAUUUUUGGUGUUCCAGAUGAUCAUGUGAGACAGCAGACUCGUGUAAUUAAAAAAAAUGCUUUUUGUCCAAGAUGGAAUGAAACAUUCACAUUCAUUAUUCAGGUGCCAGAAUUGGCUCUGAUACGUUUUGUUGUUGAAAGUCAAGGUCUAAUAACUGGAAAUGAGUUUCUUGGCCAAUAUACUUUACCAGUUCUAUGCAUGAACAAAGGCUACCGUCGUGUUCCUCUGUUUUCCAAAAUGGGCGAGAGCCUUGAGCCAGCUGCACUGUUUAUUUAUGUGUGGUAUGUCAGAUAGCAACUAAAAUCCCUGACAUAUUGUUAGCUAUACAUCCUAAUAAAACAG